CAGUCAGCUAGGACCUUCUGUGGCUGUCCGUGUGUUACUUCUAGCGCCGGUGGGCUAAUAUUAGACGCGGCCAAACAGCCCAACUUCAGUCGGCUGCUCGCACUCAGCACAAUCGGUUCGGUUCUCGUGAGUUACUUGGCUGCCGGGAAACGAGUGAGAAAGUGAAGAAAUUUGGUGGUUGACUACUACCUAGAACCUAAUGGUCAACUAAUUUCUUGCAACGGCAGUAAUAAUAAUAGAUAAUAAUUGGUUAGUUUUUUUUCUCGAGACUCGGUAUAAAUCAAGUAGCGAAUCACAUUCGGCGGUUGAAUAAGAGCUCCGGCGUUGGAUUGCGUGAUUUUGAGUAUUUUUUUUUCAAGACACUUGAAAUCCAUCAACGAGAGCAAGAAAAAGUGCAGCCUUCUUUUUUUUUCAUAAUUGUGCCCGCGAAGUGAAUUGUUACACGUGACGAUCAAAAAACAGCACCCCGAAUUUGUGAUCGAGUUCUCCGGCCGACCUUCUGUUCGUUCACUGGCGUGCGGUUUGAACAAGUGCUCCAGGGCGUGUGAAAUUCCACUAACAAUGAGACGUAGCACUACGAUGCCAAUUAUCGAAUGCUAGGCUGGUCUGUCGAUACGACUGUGUCAACUGGUGCUGCUAGGAAUUUCUUCCGUCGGCAACCGAAGGCAACAAGUCUGUCGGAAAGUGAGUUUUCCGCGAAUUCCGGGCAGCAGCAAAGCGGACUGCAUUCACCUGUUGUUUUUUGUAUGAUCUGCUACAGAAUUUCAAGCAAAACAAUCGACGCAUCAUAAGCAAAACAGUAUGGAUGUUGUGGAGAGUAGCAAAUUGAGCGAUGGAAUUUCCUCGCCUCUGUGGAUGUUUUGGAAACGCCGCCGGUACAUCGUGGUGUUCAUGGCCUUCUUCGGUUUUUUCAAUGUGUACGCACUACGAGUGAAUCUCAGUGUGGCCAUCGUGGCCAUGACAGAAAAACGAGAAGUCGACUAUGGGAAUGGCACAAUUGGAACGGAACAAUAUUUCGAUUGGAGCUCCCAGAUGCAGGGAUAUGUGCUGAGUUCAUUCUUCUAUGGUUACAUACUUACACCAUUCCUCGGCGGGUUCAUCUCUAACCGAUUUGGUGGAAACUAUGUUUUUGGCGUAGGAAUCGGAGCGACCGCGGUGCUGACGAUUUUAACACCUCUGGCGGCGAAAUUCGGGGUCGGGAUGUUAAUUGCAGUUCGCAUCAUUGAAGGGGUUUUCGAAGGUGUCACAUUCCCGUGUAUCCACGCCGUUUGGUCCAGAUGGGCACCGCCGAGUGAACGAUCCCGAAUGGCGUCGAUUGCGUUCGCAGGGAACUACGCCGGAACCGUGGUUUCGAUGCCCUUGAGCGGUGUCUUUGCCAAAGAAUUCGGUUGGGAAAGCGUUUUCUAUAUUUUCGGCGCGAUUGGAUGCAUCUGGGUUUUGAUAUGGACCUUCAUAAUCAAAACAUCCCCGGACGUUGAUCCAUGGAUUACACCCAAGGAAAAAGAGUUCAUACUGACCAGUCUGGGUAGGGUGGAAGGAGCGUCGGACAAAGUAAAGCAUCCUUGGAAGGGAAUCGCAACAUCACUGGCCGUUUGGGCCCUGGUGGCGUCCCAUUUCUCCGAAAACUGGGGUUUCUAUACGCUACUCACACAACUGCCAACCUUUUUGAAAGACACCAUGCACUUUGAACUUCAGAAAACCGGCUUUGUGUCGGCUAUUCCCUAUCUAGUAAUGGGAACUUUCUUAUUUGUUGCCGGAUAUUUGGCCGAUACUUGCCAGCUUAGAGGAUGGCUAACAACAACUCAGGUCCGCCGGUACUUCAACUGCGGUGCUUUCCUUGGCCAAACGGUAUUCAUGAUUGUCGGAGCUUUCAUCCUAAAACCAGGUCCAACGAUAACGUGCAUCACAAUCGCUGUCGGAUUGGGUGCUUUCGCCUGGUCUGGUUUCGCCGUCAAUCAUCUGGAUCUGUCACCAAAGAGCGCCGGUGUGUUGAUGGGUAUUUCGAAUACGUUUGCCACCAUUCCCGGCAUUGUGAGCCCGAUCAUAACCGGUCACAUCACUACGAACCACUCGGACGAUGAAUGGCGGGUGGUGUUUUAUAUAGCGGCAGGAGUUUACCUGGUCGGAUGUGUCAUCUACUGGCUGUACGCCUCGGGAGAAUUGCAACCGUGGUCGAUUGAGGCGCAGGAAUUGCUAUCCAAGAAGCAUGCGAACGGCGAGAGGACCGACAAUGGCGGCUACGUUAACAAACUUAAAAUUGAAGACGAAAAGUGAUUGAUGUUUAUCAUAUUUGCUAGAUGUGUAGGCUCGAGAUUAACACCGUAGGUUCAUGUUUAAUGUGAAUGUUUACUGUAGAUGUUGUAGA
Molecule: messenger RNA, 2365 nt
Organism: Malaya genurostris
Lineage: Eukaryota; Metazoa; Arthropoda; Insecta; Diptera; Culicidae
Gene: MFS9
Product: sialin
Exons: 6
Coding region: 802-2274 (490 amino acids)
Biological process (GO): monoatomic anion transport; transmembrane transport
Cellular component (GO): plasma membrane
Molecular function (GO): transmembrane transporter activity
Source: RefSeq, a predicted model, not a curated record